AUGACCUUGGCAAAAACCAAAUUGGCUGAGGUUUUUAAUCAACGUAAUGAAAGCCGCACCACGGUCACCUUGGUCCCCGUUAAUGCCGAUCCGGAAAGCUCAACUGUUGAAGUAAGAAUUGAUAGAGCUCCGGAAAAUAUUAAGGAGGCUGUGCGUUUGAUAGAGUUUCUUCGUGAGGUGAUGGAGAGGUUUGAAUUGGAGGCUGCCAAGGAGCUAGCAGAAGAGGUUCUCCGUGAAAGGAGACGGAGACAGAAUCAAACGACGGAGGAGGAGGAGGAUGCGGAGGAUGAGGAUGAUACAGAGGUUGAUAUCAAAUAUGACAGGCGCGGCCCAUACACGACUAUGACCUUGGCAAAAACCAAAUUGACUCAGGUUUUUAGUCAAGGUAUUGAAAGCCACACUACAGUCUACCUGUUCCCCGUUAAUGCCGUUCUGAGCUCAAAUGUUAGGUUAAUGGAUAGUGAAAUUUGUACAAGCAUGGCCAAUCAACCAAUAAGUGAUUAUGAGGAAUUACAAGUGAAUGAAAUUGAAAACAAUGUUGAGGCAAUUGAAGAGGUCAUACUUGGAAAAGAGUUUAUGGAUGUUGAGAGUGCAUAUAAGUUCUAUAAGAAUUAUGGUGGCAAACAUGGAUUCAAUGUGAGGAUCAGAAACAGUAGAAAAAAUAGUGAGAAUUUUGUGACAUGGAAGAAUGGAAAUUUCCAGGUUGUCUCAUUUCAGAAAAGUCAUAAUUAUGCCUUGAUUAGUACUCCAACGAAGCAUUUGCUUAAGGUCAAUAGAAGUAUAUCUGAGGCACAAAAAGCACAUGCAGAUGAUGCUGAACAUUCUGGUUUCUCCAUAAAAGCAACUGUGGAGUUGAUGAGUAGAGAAGUAGGAGGGCCAGAGAACCUUGGAUUUUCACAGAAGGAUUACAUGAAUUACAUACAUAGAAAGCGAAUGUCUAAAAUGGAAAAGGGAGAUGCAGGUGCUAUAUUGCAAACAAAUGAAUAUGGUCGACCCUUUGCACCAUUUGUUGGGGUUAAUCAUCAUAAGCAAACAACAUUGUUUGGUGCAGCUUUGUUAUAUGAUGAAACAACCGAAUCUUUUAAGUGGUUAUUUGAGACAUUCCUCUCUGCUAUGUCUGGUAAGCAACCAGUGACCAUUCUUACUGAUCAGUCUGUUGCCAUGGCUAGAGCAAUAAAAGAUGUUUUUCCACAAGCUACUCAUCGCUUAUGUGUUUGGCAUCUUUAUCAAAAUGCUGCUAAGAAUCUCAGUCAUGUCUUUCAUGGAUCUUCAGAAUUUUUUGAUGAUUUUAGCAAUUUUAUGUAUGACUAUGAGUUUGAGCAUGAGUGGCUAUUAGUAUGGAAUGAUAUGCUUGAGAAAUAUAGCCUCAAGGAAAACAAGUGGUUGACUAAUUUAUUUGAAUUGCGAGAAAAAUGGGUAAUAGUGUAUGAGAGACACACUUUCACUGCCGAUAUGAAAAGCACACAGCGAAGUGAAUGCAUGAAUAAUGUGCUUAAGAAAUAUUUGAAGCCAGAGCAUAAUCUUUUGCGGUUUUUCGAACAUUAUGAAAGAGUUUUGGCUGAUCAAAGAUAUCAAGAGUUGAUUGCUGAAUAUAAGAUGAUACAAACAACUCCUGUCUUAGCAGUAAGUGCACAUAUGCUGCAACAUGGAGCAGAUGUCUAUACUCCAGAGGUUUUCUUGCUCUUUCAGAAAGAAUUUGUGAGAAUUCAUAAUUAUAGUACUUACAAGGUUGGUAAGUCCGGAAUGACAUCAGAGUAUAUAGUAUCAUAUAGUUCUGAACAUAAUGAGCACUUGGUCAAAUAUGAAGCUUCAACACAAAAUGUUAAUUGUAGUUGUAAAAAGUUUACUUUUGUUGGGAUUUUGUGUGCUCAUGCACUAAAAGUGUUUGACAAGAAGAAUGUGAAGAAGAUUCCACCGCAAUACAUUUUAAAGUGA
Molecule: messenger RNA, 1935 nt
Organism: Rosa rugosa (rugosa rose)
Lineage: Eukaryota; Viridiplantae; Streptophyta; Magnoliopsida; Rosales; Rosaceae
Product: protein FAR1-RELATED SEQUENCE 5-like
Exons: 6
Coding region: 1-1935 (644 amino acids)
Biological process (GO): regulation of DNA-templated transcription
Molecular function (GO): zinc ion binding
Source: RefSeq, a predicted model, not a curated record